AUGACUCAAAGCAUCCCUCUAGCCCCCGCCCUAGGCCUGGUAGCCGCGGGUAUGGCCAUUGCCACUGUAUUGCGUAAGCUCUACGAGGCGGCUCAGGGUGUUGCUGAGAACAUCUACGAAACAAACUCACUUGUCAAUCAGUAUCUGGUGUUUCACUAUGGCAAGCCUUCGGAAGUGUGCAAUCACGAGACGGGCCCUAAGGGUGCGCUGGACUUUCCUGUACGCGUUGCAGCAGAGUGUUGGAAUGCCGAAGCAGGCAAGAGUAAUUGCUCGCGUGCCCUGGACAUUGGUUGCGCCGUGGGUCGUAGCAGUUUUGAGUUGGCUCGUCAUUUCGAGGACGUUGUUGGCAUUGACUUCUCGCAGCACUUCAUCGAUGUGGCUAACGAUAUCAAAGAACACGGUAUGUCUUCCUUUGGUUGA
Molecule: messenger RNA, 420 nt
Organism: Sphaeroforma arctica JP610
Lineage: Eukaryota; Ichthyosporea; Ichthyophonida
Exons: 2
Coding region: 1-420 (139 amino acids)
Source: RefSeq, a predicted model, not a curated record